This is a messenger RNA of Fonsecaea nubica, 1686 nucleotides long. RefSeq lists its product as hypothetical. Bases 1 to 1686 code for a protein of 561 amino acids. The record is from RefSeq and is a predicted model, not a curated record. Lineage: Eukaryota; Fungi; Ascomycota; Eurotiomycetes; Chaetothyriales; Herpotrichiellaceae. Gene Ontology annotation, molecular function: CoA-ligase activity. The transcript is spliced from 4 exons. Gene Ontology annotation, biological process: secondary metabolic process.
AUGGCUAGAAUCUAUCGCAACCCCGACAAACCUGUUGUUGAUGUCCCGAAGGUGGACCUGUUGACCUUGCUGUUUGAGAGUGAACACUGUGCGGCUCAGGACGAUACUGUUUUACAUCUGGAAGCAGCGAACCCGUCAAACAAGAUCACCAAGAAGCAGCUCCGGAACCUCACUGAGCGCAUUGCCCAUGGUCUACGGAAACAUUAUGGUGUCGGUGCCAGUGGUCCGAACAAGGAUGUCAUCACUGUCAUCAGCUACGGCCAACCCAUGGUGCCAGCAGCCUUUUAUGGUACCAUCGCUGCUGGAGGAGUUUAUUCUGCCGCCAGUCCUUCUUCGACGGUAGCAGAUCUGGCUCGACAGGUCAGCGUCGGUACCAGCCGCCUGAUUAUCUGUGGUUCGGAACACAAAGACGUGGCAACCCAGGCGGCGAAACAGUGCAAUCUUCCAUUGGAAAGGGUUCUGGUGCUGGAUUCCAGUCCUUGGAGCUUGGCGAGUCUAGAUGGCCGCAUCAAUGUCAUCUCCGACCAGACCCUGACGUGGGAGCGCGUUACCGAUCCCACGGCGUUGAAGAAGAGUCUGAUUGUGAUUCUAUGGUCCUCGGGCACCACGGGUCUUCCCAAGGGAGUCAUGAUCUCCCACGAAAACCUCGUGCAAGAGUCAUUUGUAACAUCGGUGGCCGGAAGAGAGUGGGCUGCGAAGCAGAUUGCAGCCGGGAAGGAGCUGAAGCCUUACCGGACUCUUGCUCAUCUUCCUAUCAGCCAUAUUGCUGGCCUGUUCGGAUACCUUGUCGCACCCUUCUAUUCGGGCGGGUUGGUGGUGUGGAUGCGCAAGUACGAGUGGAACCAACUGUUGAAGUACGCCAAACAGUACGAGAUCACUGCCUUCUACACCGUCCCGUCCAUAUAUCUCCGGAUAUCCAAGGCUCCUGAGGUGAAGGACGCCUUCAAGUCUCUUGAUGCCGCGACAACUGGCGCGGCCCCCAUGGACGGCGAUUUGCAGACUGCUGCAAAUUCCAAACUUGGUCAAGGCGAGACCUUUAUCGGUCAAACGUGGGGAUUGAGUGAGACGACAGGUGCGGUGACUAUGAUGCCGAGGGGUCAGAGUGAUACGACUGGAAGCAUUUCCCCGAUCCUCCCCAAUGUCGAAAUCAGGAUGGUUGACGAAAACUACAACGACGUUGAGCCAGGCCAGGAAGGUGAAAUGCUGGUCCGAAGUCCGCUCGUCACGCAAGGCUACUUUAACAAUCCCCAAGCGACGAAAGAAUCAUUCCACGGGGACUGGUUCUGCACUGGCGAUAUUGGAAUUCUGCGGAAUGGCAAGUUCUACAUCGUCGACAGAAAGAAGGAGCUCCUCAAAUACAAGGGCCUCCAAGUGGCGCCCGCCGAGAUCGAGAAUCUACUCUUCACCCACCCCAAGAUCCAGGAAGCAGCCGUCGUCGGCGUCAACAUGCCAGACGACCCCGGGACGGACCUGCCACGGGCCUAUGUCGUCGCCGACCCCAAGGAGAUCAGUGAGGAAGAAAUCAAGGACUUUGUCAAGCAGCGUCUCGCGCCGUACAAGCAGCUCCGAGGAGGGGUCGUCUUUGUGAAGGAGCUGCCGAAGAACGCGAUCGGCAAGUAUCUGCGGAGGGAGCUCCGAGACCGAGCGAAGCGGGAAUUGGGCCUGGUCAAGCCGUCGAAGCUGUAA